This is a messenger RNA of Mizuhopecten yessoensis (Yesso scallop), 717 nucleotides long. RefSeq names its product perlucin-like. The transcript is spliced from 5 exons. Lineage: Eukaryota; Metazoa; Mollusca; Bivalvia; Pectinida; Pectinidae. The record is from RefSeq and is a predicted model, not a curated record. The coding region runs from base 107 to 637 and encodes 176 amino acids.
GUUCAAAUUCACAUGAGCCAAGAGAGCUCUAGUCUGAAUUUAUGCAAUGGACUAGGUCAAUAUGAUAAUAUAACGGGGAAAAUCGAGUGAUCAUUAAUAUAGCAAGAUGGCUUUAGUAGUGCCCAUUUGUUUUCUGCUCGUUCUUCUACACACAUCCAAGGUAUCUGGUGUAGCCUGCCCUAACGGAUGGACAAGACAUGACACAUCGUGUUACUUCUUCGUGGACAUGCAGGAAUCAUGGGAGGACGCAUCUGCUCACUGCGAGGCAUUCGACUCCCAACUAGCUGCCAUUGAAACGGAGAGGGAAGAUGUCUUUAUUAGGAAUACUCUCAUUCAUCUUCAUGCGCAUGACUCUAGUCCUUCCGUUAAGUACUGGACAGACGGGACCGAUGUCGCCACUGAGACAGAGUGGAUAUGGGCUUACUCCGAGAAACCAAUCCUUGAUUACUCACACUGGUGUCCAAACCAACCAGAUAACUUCAAUUCCGACGAAGAUUGUAUGAGGCUGGCAAAAUUCUGUGGAUUCGGCUGGGACGACGGCAACUGUGAAUCUAAACAUUACUUCAUCUGUGAAAGAUACGACAAGGAUUUUCCACUACCUGAUGUGGAACCGACUGACAUUGGAAUCAUUGGCUGAUGACUCGGUGUCUUAAACAUCACCUUACACAUAGAGAACGGCUACAAUACGUAUUUACAAUAAAGGUACAAAUAUCAGGU